Messenger RNA from Aureobasidium namibiae CBS 147.97, 351 nucleotides. RefSeq lists its product as uncharacterized. Bases 1 to 351 code for a protein of 116 amino acids. The record is from RefSeq and is a predicted model, not a curated record. NCBI's taxonomy places the organism in Eukaryota, Fungi, Ascomycota, Dothideomycetes, Dothideales, Saccotheciaceae. The transcript is spliced from 2 exons.
AUGACGCCUGUUGCACCCGAGAGAUGGUCACGUCGGCACCAACUGCGCACCUGGGGACAACGCAUCACUCAGAGUCUCUAUAUGGAUCAAAAACCACCCACUCCCAAGAGAGCUACGCAUCAUGCACCAGCUGAUCUUACUCCCUACUACACGCUCAACCCAGAAUCUGUGGGAAGCAAGAGGUUGCGCACUGUCAAGACGAACGCCGAGAAAUUGGCCGACGACUUGAUCAAGGACAACAAGUUCGGACAGCUUAUCGAGAUUUUGAUUGAAGCCCAGCUCGAGGGACACAAGCUCCAGCACAACUCUGCUAGUCCUGAAACACUUGCUGCUCUAAGCAUCCAAAGCUAA